This is a messenger RNA of Bipolaris victoriae FI3, 1617 nucleotides long. RefSeq lists its product as hypothetical. The coding region runs from base 1 to 1617 and encodes 538 amino acids. Lineage: Eukaryota; Fungi; Ascomycota; Dothideomycetes; Pleosporales; Pleosporaceae. Gene Ontology annotation, biological process: chromate transport. The transcript has 2 exons. The record is from RefSeq and is a predicted model, not a curated record. Gene Ontology annotation, molecular function: chromate transmembrane transporter activity.
AUGUCGCUACAAUCCCUCAUCGGCUCGCUGAGGCGUUCGCGCCCGUCCCCGACGCCGCGUGAGCCAUCAUCAGAUGUGCGAGGCAACAACGAUACUCUUCCAGACCGCCUUCUUGAUGUCUUCUUCAGAAUGUGGGAUCUGGGGUUCACGUCAUUUGGAGGGCCGCCUGUCCAUUUCCAGAUUUUACAUCGUCGCUUUGUGGAGGGUAAGGGUGUUUCUGGGAGGAAAUGGCUGGACGAACAGGCUUAUCAAGAGCUAUUCGCAGUAUGUCAGGCUCUUCCUGGCCCGGCAUCGACCAAAAUGUGCUUCUGCAUCGCUCUCCUACACGCCGGAAUGAUCCCCGCCAUCUUCGCCUUCAUGCUCUGGAGUCUCCCUGGUGCAAUUGGAAUGUACGCGCUCUCACUCGGCGUACAAAAGAUGCCUGAGCGCCUCCCUUCGAUUGUAUACGCUUUGCUCUCCGGUCUCAACGCUAGUACUGUUGGAAUCAUUGCGCUGGCUGCUGUACAAUUGGCUGAGAAAGCAAUCCGAGACAAAAUAACACGGAUACUCGUCAUUUUCGGCGCAUGCGCAGGACUGUGCUACAGCGCAUUGUGGUACUUUCCAGUCCUGAUUGUCUGCGGUGGCGUGGCAACUGUGAUCUGGGAUAUCUGGCUCAUGAGGUGGGUAGGCAAGAUGAAAGCGAAAUAUCAAGCCCAACGCCGCCGCGCAAGAAACGAACAAGGCGAUGCUGAAGAAGAGAUUCAGCAUGCGGAUAUCCAGCCAACACCCCCUGUAGAACUCACACGGCCCCAAGCCGUCAAGCGGAGACCCCAGGCUGGAAGCUCGACGGUAGACGACGCUGCAUCCUCCCACGAAAACUUGACCUCACACCCCACCCCCAUCUAUGAACCCGCAAGCCACACUCCCGAACCACCCCAGCCAGAAAUCAAAUCCCACAACAUCUCCGUCAAACUCGGCGCCACCCUCAUCAUAACCUUCACCAUCUCCUUCAUCACCAUCAUGGUCCUCCGCGGCACCCUAACCUCCACCUCCCGCCCCUUCGACCUCUUCUCAAACAUGUACCUCGCCGGCACCAUCAUCUUCGGCGGUGGCCCCGUCGUAAUCCCCCUUUUGCGCUCGUACGUCGUAGACCCCGGCUGGGUCACCCCACGCAACUUCCUCCUCGGUCUCGCCCUCAUCCAAGCCUUUCCAGGCCCCAACUUCAACUUCGCAGUCUACCUCGGUGCCCUUGCCCUUGCGUCGGCGCCAGGCUCCACGCCCACAAUUGUAGGUGCCAUACUGGGCUUUCUGGGCAUCUUUGCUCCUGGAAUCAUACUGGCGGUGGGGGUCCAGUCGUUUUGGCAGGUACUCAGGACUAAGCCGUGGGUUGUGAGUUUGCUGCGUGGCAUUAAUGCGACGGCUGUGGGGUUGGUGUUUACGGCUGUGUAUAGGCUGUGGGAAAUUGGGUAUUUGACGCCUGAGAGUGGGAGGGGCAAGAGUUUGGCGGAUGAGCCGUGGUGGGUUGUUGUGGCUGCGCUGGCGUAUGCUGAGACGGCGUGGUUUGGGAUUCCGCCCGCGGUGGCGAUUCUGUUUGGAGCAGUGUUGGGCAUGGGGUGGUAUGGGGCUGUUGGGAGCUAG